This is a messenger RNA of Mobula hypostoma (lesser devil ray), 3048 nucleotides long. RefSeq names its product zinc-binding protein A33-like. The coding region runs from base 22 to 1437 and encodes 471 amino acids. The record is from RefSeq and is a predicted model, not a curated record. The transcript has 6 exons. Gene Ontology annotation, biological process: protein ubiquitination. NCBI's taxonomy places the organism in Eukaryota, Metazoa, Chordata, Chondrichthyes, Myliobatiformes, Myliobatidae. Gene Ontology annotation, cellular component: cytoplasm. Gene Ontology annotation, molecular function: zinc ion binding; ubiquitin protein ligase activity; protein binding.
CAGGAAAUAUCUGGAGUUAACAUGGCUUCGAAAGGACUGGUCGAGAGUUUAACCGAGGAUGUAAUUUGUCCCAUCUGUCUGGAUUUCUUCACUGAACCUGUCGCUCUGGAGUGUGGACACAACUUCUACAGCUCUUGUGUCACACAGUAUUGGGGAAGGCAGGGGAGAAACGCCUGCCCGGAAUGUAGAGAGGAGAUUGCAGACCCCACCCCCAAGGUCAAUCGGGCUUUGAGAAAUCUAUCUGAGAAAGCUCGAAAACUAAACCUGAAUCCGAAAGGGAAGGAAAGUAAAGUUUACUGCGAGGAACAUGGGGAAGAGCUGAAGCUGUUUUGUGAGACGGACAAGACACUGAUCUGCGUGAUCUGUGCGACUGCGAAGGAGCACAAGUCUCACAACUUCAUGCCGGUUAAAGAAGCCGCUGAGAUCUGCAAGGAUCGGAUUAAAUCUUCCAUAGACUCUCUCACAAGAAAUGUAGCAGGCUUUGAGGAAAUGGAGCAGCAACAGAAAGAGAAGAUUUCUGGAAUUCGGAAACAGUCACACAUCCUUCAGUCCCACGUCACAUCGCAGUUUGCAGAACUGCAUCAGAUUCUCACAGAGAAAGAGCAGCGCAUACUUAGAGAUCUCAGGAAGGAAGAGGAGAGGAUUUUAAACCCAAUGGAGAAAAAUCUUCGAGAGAUUCAAAAGAAUUUAAAUUCUGUCCAGGAGGAGAUCUCAAGGUUACAGGAAUGGAUGGAUCAGAAACAGAGUGUGAUAUUUCUCAAGGAGGAAGCUUCUUGGAAGAGAAGGAUUAGUGAUGAUAAGCAGAUAUUGUCAGUGACAGAUGGUGCCCUUCAGGUUGAAAAAUUCGAUCACCUCUAUUUGUUGAACACAGCGUUGAGGGAAGCACUUGAUGACAUUAAUCGAGUCUCUGUCACCCUGGAUGUGGGAACGGCGAAUCCUUGGCUCGAGGUGUCUGAGGAUCAGAAAAGUGUGAGGUGUACCGGGACACGGAGGAAUCUCCCUGACACCGGGAAGAGGUUCACAAACCGGUUUUGUGUGCUGGGGUCGGAGGGAUUCACAUCGGGGAGACAUUACUGGGAGGUGGAGGUGACGGGGAAUGGGUGGUGGGAUCUGGGAGUCGUCGCAGAGUCUGUGGAGAGGAAGGAACGGGUCAGACUGAGUCCGGGGACCGGAUUCUGGAUCAUCAGGCGGAUUGAUGACGCGAUGAAGGUUCUCACCUCCCCGAAAUCCCGUCUCCCUUCCGAUCCCAUCCCCGGGAGGGUGGGAGUUUAUCUCAGUUACGAGUCAGGGACAGUUUCAUUUUACAACGCGGAGACCAAGUCCCAUCUCCACACCUUCACUGGGAAUAAAUUCACGGGGAAACUUUAUCCUUCAUUAGCGAUUGGAUAUAAAAAUCAGUGGCUGAGAAUCUGCUCCGGUUCUGCUCCGGGUAUGUAAACCGGUAGGGUCCGGGACCGGCAUCAGGAGUGUAAAUAUAAAUGUGCGGAGAGUGAAAUAGACACGAUGUGAGAAUUAUCGAGCCAUUAAUAUUAACUUGUUCACCGCAUCCAUCAACGGAAUAGAAACAUUACUCCCCGGCUCCCCCGGGUCCUAAAGUGCACUGGCACUCAGAGUGUAAUUAGGACGCGUGGUGGUGCUGCUGACUGGAAAAUGGAGAUCAGGAUGAAUCUUGGAAAUACAGGACAUAAUGAUAAAUCGGGUAAACUAUUGGCUAAUCAAUUGAAAUUUGCUUCGGUUAAACGUCAAAUUACUAAGAUUCGCAAAACACGAUGUUUCUUGACAGUUGAUCAUGACGAGAUGAACAAAACCUUUCAAGAAUUUUAUACCUCUUUAUAUCACUCUGAUUUUCCUCAUGAUUUUAAUAUCAUGCAUGAUUUUUUAAGUAAACUGAAUUUUCCGAAAUUAUCACCCGAAGAUUGCUUAUCAUUAGAAACUCCUAUUACAGAGGAAGAAAUAACAACUGCAAUCUCAUCACUGAAUUCUGGUAAAGCACCUGGUCCGGAUGGGUUUACAGUGGAAUUUUUUAAAAUCCUUUUCCUCUAUUUUCUCUCCGUGGUUGUCUAGAAUAUUCAAAUAAGCAAUCAGUUUAGGUAAAUUACCACAAUUGUUUUAUGAAGACUCUAUUGCCUUAAUUCUUAAAAACAACUAAGAUCCUACUGAUUGUGCGUCAUAUAGACCGAUAUCUCUUUUGAAUGUAGAUUCUAAUUUUUUUUCAAAAAUUUUAGCAACUAGAUUAGAGAAGGUAUUACCUCAAAUUAUAUCUAUGGACCAAACUGGAUUUAUUAAAAAUCGUUAUUCAUCUUUUAAUAUUAGGAGGUUAAUGAAUAUUGUUUAUACCCCUUCAUUUAAUACUCCGGAAUGUAUUAUCUCAGUUGAUGCUGAGAGAGCCUUUGACAGAGUUGAAUGGCCUUAUUUAUUUAGUGUGCUCGAGAAAUUUAAUUUUAGUUUGAUAUUUGUAUUUUGGAUUAAAUUGUUAGAUCAUACCCCGGUAGCUUCGGUUUGUAUGAAUAAUCAAAGAUCUCCCUUUUUCCGUCUAUUUCGUGGUAUUAGGCAAGGAUGCCCUCUUAUCCUUUACUAUUUAAUACCGCUUUUGAACCUUUAGAAAUUGCUAUCCAUGACUCGCCCAAAAUUUUUGGUAUUACCCGCGGAAAUGAAAUACAUAAAUUAUCACUAUAUGCAGAUGAUUUGUUAUUGUAUCGGGAGAAGUCAAUUCCUGUUAUUUUAGCUUUGUUGGCUCAAUUUAGUAAUUUUUAUGGCUAGAAAUUAAACCUUAAUAAGAGUGAAUUAUUUCCCCUAAAUAAGCAGGUACCUACUUAUGGAUGUUUACUAUUUAAAUUGGUUACUGACUCUUUCAUAUAUUUAGGGAUUAUAAUUACGAAAAAGUAUAAAGAUUUAUUUAAAGCUAAUUUUUUACCUUUAAUUGAUCAGAUUAAACUUUUGUUUACUAAUGGUCAGCAAUAUCUUUGUCUUUGAUUGGUCGGAUUAAUGCUAUUAAGAUGAUUAUUCUGCCUAAAUUUCUAUAUGUAUUUCAAUCGGUUCCAAUUUUUA